Messenger RNA from Diatraea saccharalis (sugarcane borer), 714 nucleotides. The record is from the annotation of a GenBank genome assembly. Lineage: Eukaryota; Metazoa; Arthropoda; Insecta; Lepidoptera; Crambidae.
UUUAAAUCAUGAAAUAAUAUUUUUGUUUCUUUUUUGGUUCAUAUGUCUAGUAUAAUGUCUGGUUUAGAUGUAAUAUUUGACAUGUUAAUUUUAACCCAGAUGUUGAAGUUCUAUUACCUCAUUUACAAUUUUUAUUUCUUGCCUUUUCAGCCUCCAAAAGGAAAACCACCUACAAAAGGUGCAAAACAAAUUUUGAUGGAGAACUCGGCCACUGUUAAUUUUUACAGAAAUAUGGCAAUAGGUGCUGCCUUAUUCCAUUGUGCUCUUCUUAUUGCUAUUUAUUCAGAAAGCAUAACAUCAUGGACUAUUGCUUUCAAUUUAGUUGCCAUUUCAAUAAAUACAAUUUGCUAUCAAGCAAUGAAGAGCAUUAGCCGGCCCAAGUACUCUGACAACAGUCAACUUAUUGACCCAGGGCUGGAUCUCAACAUGGAAGGUGGUAUGGGCGAGCAUUUGAAAGAUGUUGUUAUCUUAUCUUCUAUCACACAUGUGCUGGCAGUUUUCUCUAAUUAUUUCUGGUUGUUAUUAUUAUUCAUACCAAUGAGAGCUUUUUGGUUAUUGUGGAAGAAUAUAUUAGGGCCUUGGUUCUUCCAAGAAGCCCCAGAAGAUACAGAACAGGAUGAAAAAAAAAGGAAAAAGAUGGAAAGGAAAAUGAAAAGAUAUCAGCAAUAAAUAAAUUUGUAUGUUUAAAAUUUUCAUUAAGUAUAAAUAAUCGUG